Molecule: messenger RNA, 546 nt
Organism: Letharia lupina
Lineage: Eukaryota; Fungi; Ascomycota; Lecanoromycetes; Lecanorales; Parmeliaceae
Exons: 2
Coding region: 1-546 (181 amino acids)
Source: RefSeq, a predicted model, not a curated record
AUGGAAGCAAAAUUGUUGCUAGAAUCUAACAUACAUAGUUCUACACCCUCUGACCGCUGGGGCGGUCCGCUCCUGGAAGAUGGUCUCCGGGAUGCCCGCCAGGACCUCAGCUCUGGGCGGCAGACUGCACUCAUACGUCCGAGCGUAUACCAUGAGCACUGUUGUAUGAAAGGGAGUGAAAAUCGGGACGAUGAUACAAUUCGGCAAGCUGGAACGGCCGUUGCGGACGACGAGUCGGGGUUUGAUCGUACGAGAACACUGGUUGGAACUGGGGACCUUAUUUGGUGUCUGAAUCAGGAGAGAAGAGUCUUUUCAAGUCGGGAGGGUAUUGUGGAUAACUGGAAAUGGGCACCACAUCAAGAUCUCGAGGAGAUCCCUUUCAACACCACGACGCGAUUGUUUCUACCCUCACGGUCUCUCAACGAUGGCACAGGCCUUGAGAACGUUGAAGAGACCUUUGAGCAACGUAUCGAGAGUGUCGUGCGAGAAAUGGAUCUGAUUUCAACACAACGGACGUGCGCGUCUGAGAAAAAUCCCCGUGGAUAA